Molecule: messenger RNA, 874 nt
Organism: Myripristis murdjan (pinecone soldierfish)
Lineage: Eukaryota; Metazoa; Chordata; Actinopteri; Holocentriformes; Holocentridae
Product: homeobox protein Hox-B6a-like
Exons: 2
Coding region: 2-841 (279 amino acids)
Biological process (GO): anterior/posterior pattern specification; regulation of transcription by RNA polymerase II
Cellular component (GO): nucleus
Molecular function (GO): DNA-binding transcription factor activity, RNA polymerase II-specific; RNA polymerase II cis-regulatory region sequence-specific DNA binding
Source: RefSeq, a predicted model, not a curated record
GAUGAGUUCCUAUUUUGUCAACUCCACGUUCCCGGUGACUCUACCGGGCAGCGGCGGACAGGCGGCGGCGGCAGAGUCGUUUCUGGGACAGAUUCCUCUGUACUCGUCGGGAUACGCCGCCGACCACCCGCUCAGACACUACCCGGGCGCGGCCGCUGUCACUGCGGCCGCCGCCGUUGCGUACGGCGCGGGCGGCGGUGUGCACCAGGAGAAACCGUACCCGGCGUCAAGUUACUACCAGCAGGCGGCGAACGGAGCGUACGGCGGGCACCGGGCGGCGGCGGGAGUCGGGGUAGGUGGCGCGACCGGUGCCGGCGCAUGUGACUAUGCCACAGCGGCAGCGGCGGCGGCGGCAGCGGCGGCGGCAACGAGCUUCUACCGGGACAAGGACUCCGCCGGCGCGUGCAGCCUGGACGAGCAUCCGCUCACGCUGAGCCAGGACGGCGUGCACCGAAAGGCGGAGUGCGUGGGGCUGAGUGGGAAGGGGUUGUUCGGGGAACCGGUGGAUGAGAAGCAAGCAGCGACUCCCAUGUACCCGUGGAUGCAGCGGAUGAACGCGUGCAACGGGUCCUUCGGCAGCCCCGGGCGGCGCGGGCGGCAGACGUACACGCGCUACCAGACGCUCGAGCUGGAGAAGGAGUUCCACUUCAACCGGUACCUCACGCGGCGGCGGCGGAUAGAGAUCGCGCACGCGCUGUGCCUGACGGAGCGGCAGAUCAAGAUCUGGUUCCAGAACCGCAGGAUGAAGUGGAAGAAGGAGAACAAACUGAUCAACUCUUCAUCCUCCUCCUCCUCACUCACGGCGACCGGCGGAGAGGAGGAGGAGAAACCACCGGAGUGAGGAAGAACAAACUGAUGGAGGGAAGAAACGCAU